GCAGUAAAGAGGCAGUAAUGCGCUCUUUGCUAGCACCUCGCCCGUUGCCGGUAAACAGGAAGAAGGAAAACGUUUGUUUAGUGUUUGUGUUUUUUUUUUAUGUCUGAUACGGACACUGUACACGGAUCUGUCUUUGAAUUUCAGCUGUCCGUCUGUGUGCUAAUAAUGUCGGGCUCAGUGUAGCUGACACGGUGAACAGCCGCUGACAGACCAGAGCUAGCUGCCAGAGACUCAAGAGGAAGAAUGGCAGACGAAGCUCCUUUUCAGAUUUUACAUAACGAAGUCAUACAGUACAUUUACAAGUCAGCUAAAAACGGAGAGACGGAGAAUGGAAGAAAUAUCACCAAACUGGAGAAUAUGGGGUUCAGAGUUGGCCAAGGGCUAAUAGAGAGACUGACAAAAGACACAGCACGGUUCAAAGACGAGCUGGACAUAAUGAAGUUCAUCUGUAAAGACUUCUGGACCUGUGUGUUCAAGAAGCAGAUUGACAACCUUCGAACCAAUCACCAGGGCAUCUAUGUUCUCCAGGACAACAAGUUCAGAUUACUGGGUCAGCUGUCAGCUGGAAAACAGUAUCUGGAUCAGGCCCCAAAGUAUCUGGCCUUCACCUGUGGUCUGGUGAGAGGAGCUCUGUCCAACCUGGGAGUGAAGAGUAUUGUGACUGCUGAGGUGUCCAUCAUGCCUGCGUGUAAAUUCCAGGUCAUGAUCCAGAAAAUUUAGGGUUUUUUUGUCUCAUGAAAGGGAAAUGCCAGCCAUCUUCAUCAGUAAAAAAUACCAGUCUGUACACUUUAGAGAGUGCGGUGAUGUGUGUCAAGGUCUGUCUAGACUUCCAUCGUCCAGACCAUAAGUGGACAAACACUUUCCAAUGUCAUGACACACAUUCAUGAUAAUACUAAUAUAAUAAUGUCAAUUUAUAUAAAGUCUGUAAGAUCCUCACUAAAUGUGUGAUGGAGGAUUGUCAUUACAGAAGUGCUUUGGUGCCCUCUGGUGGUAAACUGCAAAAUUUCAGUUUGAUUUGAUGCAUAGUAUGGUUCAUCAUUUAAAAAAUAUUAUUAAAAUAUAUUGAUAAUUUUGUUAGGAUUGAUCCAUUAUGUAGGCUCACAAGUUCAUUUAUGGUCUUAAAGCUUUAGUGCGUUUCAGAAUCCCGCUUUAUGUUUAAGCAGUUCAUAAAAAAAAACAUAAUAAUAUAAAGACUAAAAAUAAAUCAAUAAUUAAAAAUGAGGAAAUGGGGCAGCGCUGAGUAGCUUAAAUACCACAAUGUAUUUCUUUAUAAUUAAAUAUAACAAAAAGUGCCGCCUGGCAAAGGCAGGGGGAGCUCAAUCCCUCAGACAUGCCAAAACGUGAAUUGACAAAUUGAAUGAAUGAAGACAUUUGCCUGUAAUCACAAUGCUCCCAACAUGGUGAAGACACCCGCUGUAGCACUGAUAAUGGUCAGCUAUCCUGUUGAAGCAUGAUAAUGUUUAAACUGUUUGUACGAUAUUGUAGAUGGAUUUUGUUUUUAUUUGAAUUGUUUGUUUGAACCUGGACUUCAGGUCAAAUCAGUUGCAAUAAAUUCCAGUGUAAAAUCCAG
This is a messenger RNA of Morone saxatilis (striped sea-bass), 1570 nucleotides long. It is a transcript of the gene trappc6b, whose product is annotated as trafficking protein particle complex 6b. NCBI's taxonomy places the organism in Eukaryota, Metazoa, Chordata, Actinopteri, Moronidae. The transcript is spliced from 6 exons. Gene Ontology annotation, biological process: endoplasmic reticulum to Golgi vesicle-mediated transport; regulation of GTPase activity. The record is from RefSeq and is a predicted model, not a curated record. Bases 244 to 720 code for a protein of 158 amino acids. Gene Ontology annotation, cellular component: cis-Golgi network; TRAPP complex; trans-Golgi network.